AUGCUCGAAUUCUUCGUACUGACUUUUCUGCCACUUGCAAUUCCCUAUGUUGUCAACUGCCACGGACAAACGCUGUUGCCGCAGUACCUGGGCAUGUACCGCGUCACGGUGAACGAUCAGGAGAGCUAUUUGCUGGCUAUGCGGAACGUCUUUAGUCCCCGUGUCACCAUCCACAAGAAGUACGAUCUAAAGGUACGCCUUUUUUCUUCCAUUUUGCGGACUUUUCUGUCCAAUCGUCCUAACUGA
Molecule: messenger RNA, 246 nt
Organism: Dibothriocephalus latus
Lineage: Eukaryota; Metazoa; Platyhelminthes; Cestoda; Diphyllobothriidea; Diphyllobothriidae
Source: the annotation of a GenBank genome assembly